This is a messenger RNA of Alosa alosa (allis shad), 631 nucleotides long. RefSeq lists its product as uncharacterized. The record is from RefSeq and is a predicted model, not a curated record. NCBI's taxonomy places the organism in Eukaryota, Metazoa, Chordata, Actinopteri, Clupeiformes, Clupeidae. Bases 33 to 491 code for a protein of 152 amino acids. The transcript has 4 exons.
UAAAAGAGUAAAGCAACAGCCUAUCUUCAGUCAUGUUCUCCUUCAAAACUGGUGUUACAUUGGCCGUCCUGGCCAUGCUUGUGGUAGCUGUUCAUUGUGGAAUUGGAGAAGGAACAAAUUCCUACAACUAUGACUUGCACAAGAUGUCCGACCUUACGAAGCUGUACAAUUCCAAGGUUUAUGUGGCUGACAGAAUGAGACGACCUUUAAAAGGCACAACCUUCCAAAUUGGACUAAUCAGCCAUUCUGGAGUCAGGGUAACUCUGAAGGAUGGCACCAAGUGGCUGGUGCACAAGGGGGAUGCGUUUGGCAUCAGCAGCCAGACUGUUGUGGUCGAUGCUCGCCACAUGAGCAACACCUGGAAGAUUAUUGAGACCAAAAAUUUCCAAGGCUCCAAGACUGUGUCGGAUUUUGUGAAAGCAGGAGGCACUGAUUACAGCCUUAUUUUUGACAACUGUCAUGAUGCAUCUGGGCGAAUGUUCGACCAGUAAAAUUUGCUUUGGUUUCAGAUUUCAAAGUUUUGGAAUAAAUCUAUUCAUGAUACAAUUACUGACAGUAAGUGUAAUUUCCUGUAAUAUUGGAUUUCACCUUGAGAAGUGUAAUUUUGCUAUUAAAACUGAAAAAAAAAACA